UUCGAAGCAUUUCAGUGACCCGGUGGUAAAUCAAGAGUAUAAUAUACUGAGUUCCUAUAUUCACUGAGCCAAGUAAAGUGAAUAUACAAUUCUCUGUUCAGACGUGUCAUUGUAGUUGAGCUUUUAGUACGGCCCUAGUCAAAGUUUGUCGGCCUAUAGUAGCUUUGUAUACUUUGUUGUUAUGCGUCCCGACAUAAAUAAGAUGACCGAUAUAUCAAAGAAUUCAGAGAGUAAAGUGAAGAUAUGGAUGAAGAAAAACACAUAUCUUGAAAAAAAACAUCCGAUGCAUAUUCUAAACCCGUCGAAUAUAGCAGGCGAGGUUCUUCUUUGUCUACGUUACGUCCCGCCUCAAGAAAAACUAACGGUGUACAUUAUCGAGGCAAGCAACCUUCCAUGUGACAACACCCAACCUAUAAAAUACUACAUAGACGUCAAACUGUUCGAUGGUGACGAGUUUUUCGAAAAGGGAAAGACUUCCGUGAAAAAGGGCACGUCUUCGCCUUUCAUUGGUGAAACUAUGAUUUUUAACGUUCCUCUAAACAAGACAAAGAAUUUAAAUAUUGUCGUAGCUGUCAGAAAAUGGUAUCGAUUCAAUCGCAGUAAAAAACUAAUGGGAACCACUUUACUAAGCAACCAAUCAGAUUGCCCGUAUAAGAACACAUCAUUGAGCUACAUUUUCAACAAGCCGGGAAGCAAACUUCAAGAUUGGUGCACAUUUCAUAAACCAAAAGAAGAUACAGAUAUAUACUCCGACAUAGAGUAACAUGAUUGGUCCGCGAAUGACACUUUCAGCCAAUCAAACGCAGAUCAGUUACGGUACUUUAUCUGGCUGUUUUCAUCAAGGAAAGAGAGGUCAGCAGAUAUUCAUGUUUAGCAGUAUUGAAAAGUGUGAGAACUAAGCAUGACGUCAGUUCAUUCCUCUGAAAAGCCUACUUAAGACUUCAAAUUCCCGGCCUACUUUGUAUAUUAUAAUUAUUUGUAUUAUUUUCACAUCAUAGCGA
Messenger RNA from Anneissia japonica, 1001 nucleotides. RefSeq names its product synaptotagmin-C-like. The record is from RefSeq and is a predicted model, not a curated record. Gene Ontology annotation, biological process: cellular response to calcium ion; calcium ion-regulated exocytosis of neurotransmitter; regulation of calcium ion-dependent exocytosis. The transcript has 5 exons. NCBI's taxonomy places the organism in Eukaryota, Metazoa, Echinodermata, Crinoidea, Comatulida, Comatulidae. Gene Ontology annotation, cellular component: synaptic vesicle membrane; dense core granule; axon. Bases 182 to 763 code for a protein of 193 amino acids. Gene Ontology annotation, molecular function: clathrin binding; phosphatidylserine binding; syntaxin binding.